This is a messenger RNA of Scophthalmus maximus (turbot), 3520 nucleotides long. RefSeq names its product transmembrane protein 222b (gene tmem222b). The record is from RefSeq and is a predicted model, not a curated record. The transcript has 6 exons. Bases 13 to 567 code for a protein of 184 amino acids. NCBI's taxonomy places the organism in Eukaryota, Metazoa, Chordata, Actinopteri, Pleuronectiformes, Scophthalmidae.
CCCCCACAGCUGAUGAUGGCGGAUGUUGUGGAAAAAGACACGAUGAAGAAUUACCACAUCGCGUCCGAGAAGGUUAACCCGGAGGCCGGCCGCUUCCCGUACUGCGUCGUGUGGACGCCCAUCCCCGUGUUGUCAUGGCUGUUUCCAUUCAUUGGUCACAUGGGAAUCUGCACUUCCACUGGAGUCAUCCGAGACUUUGCCGGACCGUACUUCGUCUCAGAAGACAACAUGGCUUUUGGAAAACCAACAAAAUACUGGAUCCUUGACGUUAGCAAAGUCUACGCUAGUGGCUCCAACGCCUGGGACACGGCGGUGCACGAUGCGUCGGAGGAGUAUAAGCACAGGAUGCACAACCUCUGCUGUGACAACUGCCACUCACAUGUCGCCAUGGCCCUGAAUCUGAUGAGGUAUGAAAACAGCACCUCAUGGAACAUGGUCAAGCUGUGCCUCCUCGCUUUGAUCCAUGGAAAGCACGUCAGCUGCGCCGGCUUCCUGAAGACCUGGCUGCCUUUCCUGAUGCUGAUGGGCGUCAUCCUCACCGUGGCGCUGGCCCUCAACCUCCGGUGACCUGGGAGGCAGGGUCAGGGACACAGUGGAACCCUCCUGCAGGUCGGAUGCAGGGAUUGACCCUUGUAAAGCAACAAGGGUGGAGGAGGAGGAGGGGGGGGGGACACGUAACGGAGGAGAUAAAAGACUACUCACCUCCGAGAGAACGUUGAACCGCAGCGUCCCCCAGCAUGUGUAACACCGACACGUUUGGUCUGUGGAGAGGAGGCCGCCUGCGACUCGCAUUUCUUCGGCGGUGAAGCUGGAAUUCAUUAAAAAUCAAUUAUUUUUGAGAGAAGUGACUGAACGCCCCCCCCCCCACACACCACCACCAACACAACAACUACCAGGACCACACAAACACACUUAAUGGAUGAUGAUUAUUGAGAGUCAAGCUGCUGCCACCCGCAAAUUGUCUCGCUACAUUUGUAGGUGAACAAAAGUUGCGUACAGAGUUGAAUUCUCUGACGGCGGAAAACAUCCAUGCCUUGCUUUCGGAUUUUGACGAUCUUACUCUGUAAUGGAUGUUUGUUUGUGUGCUUCCAGGAGGCCAUUUUUGUAUACCAGGGAGUACAUGGCCAACAUGUUAAAUCAAUUAGAUGCCUCUCUAGGGAAUAUAAUGCAUUUUAUGCUUGAUCUAACGCAGCUCUUCUACAACACUGCAACUUCCACAUGCCAGAGUGGUUUGUACGUCCGUGUGUUUUCUUACUUGUAUCCAGACUAACUCCUCGAGACACCAGAAAGUCUGUCUUCUAUAAAAGAAAUAUUUUCUCAGAUGACUUGUUGUACGUGCAUUACACGUGUCACCUCGUGGUACGAACACGAUGGGUUUUUACGACAAGCUUUUUCAUACUCGCAACUACAGAUCAGUGCAAUGAUUGUAGCGACUUCGAUGAAUGGGUCUGUGGGCAAAUACCCAGAGAUUAGCGAAGCUCCUUUUUUGGUUUUCUACAUUUGUGCCAAAACGUAUGAGCAGGAGACCAAUUCAAACUGUCCUUGAAUGUGUCACUUGUUACCGAGUGAAACCGCUCAUUAAUGACACCGAAGUUAUUGAAUGAAAAGCCUGUUGGUGAGUUAUGAAACCUUGUGUAAAUCUUUUUGUUUAGCCUUAGAGAAGUUUGGUUCUUUGUCUCUGAAGUUUGACUUCACGUGAAGAAGCAGUGCCUAACAAAUGACGUGUCUCACACAUCCAGUUUUUGAUGCUUUAAAAAAAACACACGGUAUAUUCGCAUCAUGGUUGGCACACAAAAUCCGUUGCCAUGGCUGCUCCUCGAUUAGAUUCAAAUCCCUCAUUGUUUGCAAUCAAACAGGAAGAAAAAAAGUGUUGAGCCCUCUCUUUGUCCACCACGCUGCCAGAAGCAGCAGGUAGCCAGGAUCCUCAGGUUUUUCACGCUGGCCGACCCCCGCUGAAUAGCCCCCAACUUUCUCCCGGCGACUGACCAGCGUCGCUCCUGCUGUUUCCCACCUCUGCAGAUCAGAUUCGAAGGUCACUGUGAAAUGUCAGCUCCGUUUCACGAAAGCUUUGAUAUACACCGGCCAACACCCUGCAGCAAUCCGGCGCCCCAAAGUGGGAACCUCUAAAUUAAAGUCAGUUUUAUUUUGUGUGGCAAGGGGCUAACGCUAGACUGUUCUCCUCAGUGAGUGUCUGUGGAAAGCAGAGAUUCUUUUACCCAUGUUGCCUGUAAAUAUUUGAACACAUCAUACUGUACACCAGGUGCUCUUUGUAUACUUUGCUAACUUGAUCGCUCAGUCUACAGAUUUCUCCUCUGAAUCAUUUACAGCGUCAUUUUUGAUCUCUUUACUUCUGCAUAUCAUCUUUGCCCUGCAGUGAAGCAGAUUUGAGGGUGCGUGUGUGCGUGCCUUAGUCGUGACUGCAUGCCAGCAUGUGCGUAUUGCAUGCAUGCAGGAACAGGGAACGUUUGAGGAGUAGAGAAGUUCAUGUUUGACUCAUACUGUGGAUUAAUAAUCAGCUGCUUUUCAUUGCAGCCAACUGCCCAGUGCUUGAUUUCUAUACUUAUUACUCUGCGUCUUUCUCUUUAUCUACUUUGAGCUUAAAUGCAAAAGCUGCAGUAGCAGGAAUAAAUAAUACACGAGACUUUAACAGGCCUUUGUGUAAGUUAAUGUUGAUGCCAUAGCCUCUAACAUGCAGCUCCAGAUUGUGCAUAUGAGACUUUUUCUUUUCUCAAAGCAUUAAAUCUAUGAAACAGAAUCUGGCCUCAAUUUGAAAAGUGGAAAUUGUCCAUUUUAAAAACACUAUCAUGGUUUCCAACUUUAUGCAGUACAGUCUUGAAUAUUCAUAUUUUAAAUUAUUUAAAAAUUGGAAGCAGACUGGCAGCAUUCGAAACAACAGAAAAUUGAAGAUCCCUUUUGAUUCUCUGUGAUGGCAGAAACUUUAAGGGGGAGGGGGCAUAACUGUGUCCUUGAAUAUGUUGCUUGUUCUGCAGUGAAACGGCUCAUUCAUGACUUUCGGAGCUAUGAAAGGUAAUGAAUGAAUGGCUCUUUGAGAUCAGCUGAUGGAACUCAACAACAUUGUCAUUUUACUGCGCCGUUUAUUUAAACUUCUGCGUGUAUUUGCGGAAGCGAGAUACGCAACAUCGUGCAGAUGAACACAAGAAGGCAACAUUCACAGGGGCUACGUCUGAGUGGUUUUAAGACGUGGCCCGCUCCGGGUGCCCUGUUGUAUCCAGGGGCCAGGUCCAGGAAUGUGGAGACAUGUGGUCCCAACAAUUCAGGCCCCUGACAAAAGACAGUCGGGACGCUAUUAUUAGUGCCAGCAUCCAAAUAAACUCAUAUUAAUCUGCAAUUUCCAAACCCUCCUUUUGUUUCUGUAAUCCACCUGAGAAUCUUCUGUGCUGCAGAUCAUAUAGUCCCCACUGGGACCUUCUUAAGACUCAACUGCAAGCAAUUGUGUGAAUUCUGAAUGUGUUUUUAGGACUUACAGCUAUAACACCAAUAAAAGAUGUCUAUUAUUGUA